AGUACUUCCGUAUUGAUGAUUCAUUUGUUACGCUACACAAACACAACAUGGUGGUGAAAUUAAUCUACAAAACAAGCAUUGAAUUCAAAGAUUAAUCAAAAAAUUCUUUUUAUUCCAAUGUCAUCUUCUUCGUCAUCGUCGUCGUCGUCGUGGUGUCCCAUUCUUUGCGCUUCUUUCAACCAAGACAAUAGUUGCUUUGCUAUUGGCACCAAAGAUGGUUUCAAAAUAUUUGAUACUAAUACUGGAAAACUCUGUUAUCAAAGAGAUGUUGGAGCUUUCUCUAUUGUUGAGAUGCUCUUUACUUCAAGUCUUCUUGCUAUAGUCGGUGCUGGUGAUCAGCCAUCUUUAUCCCCUCGCCGACUCUGUUUGUUCAAUACUACAACUGGUGCUCCUCUUAGAGAAUUGAACUUUCUUACUUCAAUACUAGCUAUUCGCAUGAAUCGAAAAAGACUCAUUGUCAUUUUACAAGACAAAGCAUAUGUAUAUGAAAUAAAUAGUCUUUCAAUCUUGGACACUUUCGACACGGUUCCAAAUAUUAAAGGACUUUGUGCCCUUUCCCCUUGUUUGGAUGCUUGCUACAUGGCUCUCCCUGCUAGUACCACGAAAGGAUCUGCAUUGUUGUACAAUGUCAUGGAUUGUAAUUUACACUGUGAGAUCGAGGCUCAUCGUUCACCACUGGCUGCAAUGGUCUUUUCUUCUAACGGAAUGUAUAUAGCUACAGCAUCCGAGCAAGGAACCUUGGUCAGAGUUCAUUUGGUAUCAGAUGCAACAAAGUCAUAUAGCUUCCGAAGGGGUUCAUAUUCAUCUACCAUAUUUUCUCUGUCCUUUGGGCCAUCAAAGCAGCUUCCAGAUAUUCUUGCAGCCACUAGUUCUUCUGGUUCUAUUCAUCUUUUCACUCUUGGAUUUGCUUCACAUCCACGGAGCAAGAGAUCAAGCGGUUUUCUUGGAUCGAUAAUUCCUGAUGCAGUGAAUGAUGUGCUGGAUCCAGCUUAUCAUCAUGUGCUUCAUAAUGCUGUUCCUGCAGGAGUCAAAAGCUCUGCAGUAAUUCGCAAGGUUGAAAAUGUUACUGACACCUCAUCAUCUGAACUUUUAGCUUGUAGGGCCAACAUGUGUGUGAUAACUUACAAUGGCUACUUUCAAGAAUAUAACUUGAGCAUUGAUGCUCAUCAGAAAUUGUCUUGGUCUUUAGAGCGUGAAACCAAUCUCUUGACUGUGACCUUGGAUAAAGUUCCAUGAGCAGCAAAAUAGUUAUUUUUACUGCCCCGUCUAUAACUACAAAGCUUGGCAAAUUACAUGCUACACGUGGUGAAACUUUCCAGAGCAACCAUUGCCUGCCAACAUCAAGUGCCUACUCAGGGAAAUGUCCAAAUUCACUCCAAAGCCAUAGCUGCUUCUGGCAUGAAUGUGUUAUGUGGAGGAAAUCAUGAUCCUAAAUUUCCUAUGGAUGGAUAUGUAUAGAAAGGUAACAAUGUAAAAUUGUUUCAAAUUACUCUCCCAGAAUGUCACGGGAGUGACAGAACUAGUCAUUACAUCGAAAAUAUGUCUUAUGUAGAUCUUGUAAGGAAUUUAACAGUACAAUGAACUGAUUAAACCAAUAGCUUACUAACCAAUAAUUGACUUCUUAUGUUCAAA
This is a messenger RNA of Medicago truncatula (barrel medic), 1632 nucleotides long. RefSeq names its product autophagy-related protein 18b. NCBI's taxonomy places the organism in Eukaryota, Viridiplantae, Streptophyta, Magnoliopsida, Fabales, Fabaceae. Gene Ontology annotation, molecular function: protein binding. The transcript is spliced from 11 exons. The record is from RefSeq and is a predicted model, not a curated record. Bases 118 to 1236 code for a protein of 372 amino acids.